This is a messenger RNA of Cyprinodon tularosa, 1831 nucleotides long. It is a transcript of the gene aqp11, whose product is annotated as aquaporin 11. Gene Ontology annotation, molecular function: channel activity. The transcript is spliced from 3 exons. NCBI's taxonomy places the organism in Eukaryota, Metazoa, Chordata, Actinopteri, Cyprinodontiformes, Cyprinodontidae. Gene Ontology annotation, biological process: transmembrane transport. Gene Ontology annotation, cellular component: membrane; cytoplasm. The record is from RefSeq and is a predicted model, not a curated record. Bases 194 to 1009 code for a protein of 271 amino acids.
GAGAGGAGGAGAAAAACAUUGAGGCUCAGUUACUUCCGCACCAUGUGAGCAGCACCGGGAUAGGAGCGUUAUUUGGUCCCGGAUGGACCCUGCAUCCUCUGGGGUAGAGGAGCGCUAACCUGCCUCCAUACAAACAUCCACCGGCCAGAUCCGAGGCUGAAAACCCGCUCAGCCCCGCCCAGAGACCGGAGCCAUGACUGGGGACGUGGCCGUAUCUCUGUCUGUGCUUGCGGUGGUCGUCCUGCUGAGCGAUGUGACCCGCAGGAUGUUGGUGCGGGCCCUGGCGGACCCCGGGCUCUCCUCCUACGCCGUGGAGCUGGUGUCUACCUUCCAGCUCUGCUGCUGCACGCACGAGCUCAAGCUGCUCUCUGAGGUCGGCGGCAUCCCGCCUCAGCUCGCGCUCACCUUGACGUAUGUGACGUCUGUGGCUCACGGGCUCACCUUCAGAGGAGCCGUGGGAAACCCCUGCGGUGCGCUAGAGCACGCGUACCGCGCAAGGUUCUCCGCCGGGUGCGCGUUAGGACGGAUCGCGUGCCAGUUCGCCGCGGCUGUGGCUGCGCGCGUGGCCGUGCCGGUGAUCUGGGGUAUGGGACUGUCGGGACUGCACAGCCGGCAUAAGCUGCUCGGGUUCCCGUGUGUCAGCGCGAUCCACGCCUCUCUGCCUGAAGCUGCUGCCGUGGAGCUGGUGUGCGCCUUCGCUGUUCAGACCGUCAUCACGCACACACAGUCUGUGGAGGAGAGAUACCGCGUGCACGCAGUGGCUGCUGCCAUAACAACAGCGGUUUAUGCGGGUGGCAGGGUGACCGGAGCUGUGUUUAACCCAGCGUUGGCCUUCUCCACACAGUUCCCCUGCAGUGGAAACUCAUUCCUUGAUUACUGCUUCGUGUAUUGGUUGGGUCCACUUUUGGGUAUGAUGAGCUCAGUGCUUCUCUCAGAUAAACUCAAGCCUGCAUUUUCACCCAAGUCUCCGUCUCUUCACCUCCCGCUGCGGGCCAAGAAGCAGACAUGAGCAUACAGGGGGCCGGCCGGCAUGCUGACCCCAGAGCCUAUUAGAUGGAAAUCCUAACAAAUAGAGUUACUACUAAGCUGCUUUGCCUGAAAAAAAAAAACUAUUAGUGCUGAGAGACUUAAUAGAAUUUGGAUCAGAAGCACAAGUAAAAAAGAAAUGUAAUUUAAUCUUUAAGUAAUCUAUCUAUAGAUGGCUUUGUUUAAAAUUCAGGAGAGGUAACUUCUUAAUACUAUAAGAUUAUUUCUCUAAGGAAGUUUUCUGACUUUAUAAGAAGAAAUAAUCUUUAACACCUGAGACAGUUUAAACAUUUAUCUCAUUUUCUAAACAAAUUCAACUACAACACAAGGAAAAGUCUUAUGCCAAAAAAAGAGCAUCCCUUAGGAAUCCAGAAUAGCAUUCUGUAGGAUUCCAACCAGGAAACCUGCAGCCUUCCAAGGACAGAAGAGUUUGGCUCUAACUAAACCAACAAGCCCCAAAGUAUUAUGAUAUAAUCCAGCCAUUUGGUGGAGUCACACCACCAACCUUUAAGUUAAAGAGCCACUCAACAACAGGCUACACUUGAGGGUAUAUAUAUAUAUAUAUAUAUGCAACUUAUAUGUGGAUAGAAUAAUUCUUGGAUAAUAUACAAAAACAUAUUUUUAUGUGAAAUAUUUCUAACAGAUUUCCAAACAUUGAAGUGUAACAAGUGUUAUUGUUUAAUGUGUUAUUCUGAAACAGAAAUGUACUGCAACUUAACAUUCAGCACAACAUGUCCUUUACUUUUUGCACAGCUGUUCACUGGUGCCUUCAGAUUCCAGUGAAAUAAAAACAGAUUCAAUUGUU